AUGAUGUGGCUCUGGAGACCAACACUUGUCCCGUCGAGGAUGCCCGAUGAGAGUGAUUAUAAUUGUUGCUGUCAAAGGAUCACAGCCAGGACCGGUUUCACCAUCUUCAUCGGUAUCGAUGCUUUCUUCUUGAUCCUUUCAAUUGUUUCCAUUUUUAUGGAAACACACUACAAAUUUGGCUAUAUUUCUCAUGUCAUUGUCACAAUUUUCAUGGUAAGUUUGGCCUGCUUGUCCAUCAAGACGUUCAAACCGGCUUAUUUACAAGUUUAUGGAAUCUGUUAUAUAAUUCAAUUUGCGCUUUCGGCUUUGAUAGCGCUCAUAAUUUGCUUCGUUUUUGGGAUUGGAGCCAUUUUCUUUGCCUCAGUGACCCCGAGAAGUGGAGAUGAGCAACAUAUCAAAGCCGCUGGAACUCUUGUUUCACUGGCUUUGGUGUUCGGCACAGCGCUCUACAUGUUUUUGAUGACUUGGAAAGCUGUAGUCACUUACAAAUACUAUCGAUAUAUCAGAGAUCGACAACUGGCGAUUGAAGAGCAACCAGCGCUAAGGAAUACAAAUUAUCCAACAACAUUCCAUCCU
Mesorhabditis belari is the source of this 576-nucleotide messenger RNA. NCBI's taxonomy places the organism in Eukaryota, Metazoa, Nematoda, Chromadorea, Rhabditida, Rhabditidae. The record is from the annotation of a GenBank genome assembly.